Messenger RNA from Pipistrellus nathusii (Nathusius's pipistrelle), 3459 nucleotides. The record is from the annotation of a GenBank genome assembly. NCBI's taxonomy places the organism in Eukaryota, Metazoa, Chordata, Mammalia, Chiroptera, Vespertilionidae.
AUGACCCGCCAAGUCCUGCUCUUCACAGCCUUGGCCUUAUGUCAUGGGUUCAACCUGGACACUGAAAACCCAGUGGUCUUUCGAGGGAAUGCCAGGAGCUUCGGGCAGAGUGUGGUCCAGCUUGAGGGAUCCCGGGUGGUGGUGGGCGCCCCCCAGGAGGUGAAGACGGCCAACCAGACGGGAGGCCUGUACCAGUGUGACUACAGCACGGCCGCCUGUGAGCCCAUCCAGCUGCAGGUGCCCCCGGAGGCGGUGAACAUGUCCUUGGGUCUGUCUCUGGCAUUUGCCACCAACCCUUUCCGGCUGCUGGCCUGCGGCCCCACCCUGCACCAGAUGUGCCAGGAGAACACCUACCUGAACGGCUUGUGCUUCCUGUUUGGAUCCAACCUGCAGCAGCCGCCCCAGCGGUUCCCCAGGGCCCUGCGAGAGUGCCCCCAGCAGGAGAGUGACAUUGCCUUCUUGAUUGAUGGCUCUGGCAGCAUCAAGACAGAUGAUUUUCAGCGGAUGAAGGAGUUCGUCUCAACUGUGAUGAAUCAGUUCACAAAGUCCAACACCUUGUUCUCUUUGAUGCAGUUCUCUAAUGCGUUCAGGACGCACUUCACCUUUAAAGAUUUCAAGGCUAACCCGAACCCGAAUCUACUGGUGAGGCCAAUCAGACAGCUGGACGGGACGACACACACGGCCACGGGAAUCCGCAAAGUGGUAAGAGAACUGUUUGUCCGCAGCAGCGGCGCCCGGGAGAACGCCCUUAAGAUCCUCGUGGUCAUCACAGACGGAGAGAAGUAUGAGGACCCCUUGGAGUACCAGGAUGUCAUCCUGGAGGCGGACAGGGCGGGCAUCAUUCGCUAUGUCGUCGGGGUGGGCAAUGCCUUCGACAACAAGAAGAACCGCGAGGAGCUGGACACCAUUGCGUCCAAGCCGUCUCGCGACCACGUGUUCCAGGUGACCAACUUCGAGGCGCUGAAGACCAUUCAGGACCAGCUGCAGGAGAAGAUCUUUGCGAUCGAGGGCACACAGACAGGAAGUAGCAGCUCCUUCGAGUAUGAGAUGUCUCAGGAAGGCUUCAGUGCUUCCAUAACCUCCAAUGGUCUCUUGCUGGGUGCUGUGGGCAGUUUUGACUGGGCUGGUGGAUCCUUUCUGCAUAUGUCACAGGAUAGAGUCACCUUCAUCAACAUGACCAGGGCAGAUUCAGACAUGAACGAUGCUUACUUGGGCUAUGCUGCCGAAGUCAUCUCGCGGGGCCGGGUGCAAACCCUGGCCUUGGGGGCUCCUCGAUAUCAGCACACCGGCCGGGUGGUGAUGUUCAGACAGAGCGCUGGUGCCUGGGAGCUCAACGGGGCUGUCGAGGGCAGCCAGAUUGGCUCCUACUUCGGGGCCUCCCUCUGCUCCGUGGACGUGGACAGAGAUGGCAGCUCCGACCUGGUCCUCGUCGGGGCUCCCCACUACUACGAGCCGACCCGGGGGGGCCGGGUGUCAGUGUGCCCCUUGCCCCGGGGGAGGGCCAGGUGGCAGUGCCAGGCGGUGCUCCGCGGGGAGCAGGGCCACCCCUGGGGCCGCUUUGGGGCGGCCCUGACCGCGCUGGGGGACGUGAAUGGGGACAAGCUGGCGGACGUGGCCAUCGGGGCCCCGGGGGAGCAGGAGAACCGGGGAGCCGUGUACCUGUUCCACGGAACGCCGGGGCUGGGCAUCAGCCCCACCCACAGCCAGCGGAUCGCAGGCUCCCAGCUCUCCCCCACGCUCCAGUACUUCGGUCAGUCCCUGAGCGGGGGCCGGGACCUCACGAUGGAUGGCCUGAUGGACCUGGCUGUGGGGGCGCAGGGGCAGGCGCUGCUGCUCAGGUCCCAGCCGGUGCUGAGAGUUCAGGCGACCAUGAUCUUCACGCCCAGGGAGUUGGCGAGGAGUGUGUUUGAGUGUCGGGAAAACGUGGUGAGAGGCCUGACUGCGGGGGAGGUCAGCGUCUGCCUCCGCGUACAGAAGGGCACGGGGGACCGGCUGCCACCAGGAGAGAUCCGGGGCUCCGUCCUCUACGACCUGGCGCUGGACUCCACGCGCCCGCGGCCCCGCGCCGUCUUCGAGGAGACGAGGAACAGCACGCGCCGGCGGACGCGGGUCUUGGGGCUGAGCCAGACGUGCGAGACCCUGAGGCUGCAGUUACCGGAGUGUGUGGAGGACUCCGUGAGCCCCGUUGUCCUGCGCCUCAACUUCUCCCUGGAGGGGCAGCCCCUGUCCUCCUACGGGAACCUGCGGCCCGUGCUGGCCGUGGACGCUCAGACCCUCUUCACGGCCUCGCUUCCCUUUGAGAAGAACUGUGGCAACGACAGCGUGUGCCAGGACGCCCUCAGCAUCAGCCUCAGUUUCACCAACCUGCACACCCUGGUGGUGGGCGGUGCCCGGAACUUCAACCUGACGGUGACGGUGAGGAACCAGGGCGAGGACUCCUACGGCACGCGGGUCGCCUUCUUCUACCCGCCCGGCUUGUCCUACCGGAGGGUGUCCGGGGUCCAGUCCCGGCACUCCUGGCGGUCCUGGCGUAUCAACUGCGAGUCCGACCCCUUCACCCAAGCCAGGGCCCUGCACAGCGGCAGCUGCACCAUAAACCAGCCCAUCUUCCCCGGCAACUCAGAGGUCACCUUUAACAUCACGUUGGACGUGGACUCUGAUGCCUCCCUGGGAGACAGACUGCUGCUCACGGCCAACGUGACCAGUGAGAACAACUCACCGAGAACCAACCAGUUGGAGGCCCAGCUGGCGCUGCCUGUGAAGUACGCCGUGUACAUGGUGGUGGCCAGCCGUGAGAGCUCCAUCAAAUUCCUCAGCUUCCCAGCUUCCACGAAGACCAGCCAGGUCAUAAGCCAUCAGUAUCAGUUCAACAACCUGGGCCAGAGGGGCCCCCGCGUCAGCGUGGUGCUCUGGAUCCCCAUCCGGCUGGACCAGGAGCCCGUGUGGGGCGACCCCGCCGCCAUCUUCUCCCCGGACCUGAACAGGACCUGCCGCCAGGAGGAGCGGGAGCCCCCAAGCUCCAGCUUCCGCGCUGAGCUGAGCAAGGCCCCGGUGCUGAACUGCUCAGUCGCCUGGUGCCUGCGCAUCCGGUGCGCCCUGGCCGAGCCCUUCGGCGGCCAGGAGGGGUUCAGCGUCAACCUCACGGGCAGCCUGUCCUUCGGCUGGUACAUCGAGACGCCGCACAAGCACCUGCAGGUGGUGAGCACCGCGGAGAUUCUGCUGGACGACCCGGGGUUUGUCCAGCUGCCUGGACAGGAGGCCCUCGUGAGGGCCCAGACAGAGACCAAGGUGGAGCCGUUUGUGGUGCACGACCCGGUGCCGCUCAUCGUGGGCAGCUCCGUGGGGGGGCUGGUGCUCCUCGCCCUCAUCACCGCAGCGAUGUACAAGCUCGGCUUCUUCAAGCGGCAGUACAAGGACCUGAUGAGCGAAGCCGCUCCUGAGGCCGCCCCGCCCCAGUAG